Molecule: messenger RNA, 678 nt
Organism: Clonostachys rhizophaga
Lineage: Eukaryota; Fungi; Ascomycota; Sordariomycetes; Hypocreales; Bionectriaceae
Source: the annotation of a GenBank genome assembly
AUGCAUUCACAGACCACGUCCCCGUUUUUCACACAGCUCCCGGCUGAGAUCAGAUCACAGAUCUACGCCGAGUAUCUAGAUGGCCUUCUACAAUCCGCCUCGGCCUCCGUGGGCCAAGACUCAUACGCCUAUGCCUUCCUAGUCCCGAGGCAGAAAUCAUCAGGCGUAGCAGGGACAGAGCUCAGCACGUCCCUCCUGUCGCCCUUCGCCGUGUCGUGUAAGCGCGUGCUCAGGGAGAUGCACCACAAGGAGGACCCAACCAACUUCGCCCUACUGUCUGCCAAGACGCCUCAGCCUGGUGCUGGAAUAAGCGACAUGGAAGCGCCAUCGGAAGAGUUCAUUGCCAACUGGAUCGGCCUUGCAUCAAAUGAAGAGAUCCGCUGGCAUCGCGUGCAGCGCAUCCGCUUCGUCAUCAAACGGGACGACGCCACGGCCGAAUGGCUCAAGUUCUUCAUCGGGGUGCUCAAGGCCGCCCCGAACCUGAAGGAGAUCGAGCUCGUAUGGGACAGCCCCAGACAGAAGAAGACGUGUGUCUUUGGGGAGUGCAACAGCGGCCGAGUCCUGCGGCAUAUCCAGAAGUGCUCUCCGGCACGAACCAUCCGGCUGCAGGGCAAUGUUCCAAACUCGUGGCUGGAGCGUAUCGGCGCUGUGCCUGGGAAGACAAUUGUUGUUGGAUGA